Guillardia theta CCMP2712 is the source of this 2040-nucleotide messenger RNA. RefSeq lists its product as hypothetical. Lineage: Eukaryota; Cryptophyceae; Pyrenomonadales; Geminigeraceae. The record is from RefSeq and is a predicted model, not a curated record. The annotation marks the transcript as partial. The transcript is spliced from 2 exons.
GUGGCGUCUGCUCUCAACUGGUACCUGAGGUAUCACUGCAGCGUCGACACCUCUUGGAUGUCAAAGUUUCCCCUGGUGCUGCCCCGCCAGCUCCCGAGGGUUGGCAGGUCGAUCGUGAAGCAGAGCUUGGUGAAGUGGGGAUACUACGAGAACGUCUGCACCUUCUCGUACACGCAGGCUUGGUGGGACUGGGAGCGGUGGGAGAGAGAGAUCGACUGGAUGGCAAUGAGCGGCAUCAACCUUCCCCUCUCCUUGACUGGCCAGGAGUAUAUCUCUCAGCGCGUCUUCAGGAGGCUCGGACUCACAGACGAGCAGAUGGCCUCCUACUUCACGGGCCCUGCCUUCCUUGCCUGGAACAGGAUGAUCAACAUCAAGGCCUGGGGAGGGGGCCUCACGCAGUCCUGGAUAGAUCAGCAGAGAGAUCUCCAGCUCAAGAUCCUCGCGAGGGAGAGAGAGCUGGGAAUGCUGCCUGUGCUCCCUGCCUUUGCUGGGGGUGUGCCCGAGGGAAUGAAAAGCCUGUUCCCUGAAGCAAAGUUCACCCGCCACGGCAACUGGGGCGGAUUCGCUGAGCAGCACUGCUGCGUGAUGAUGGUGGACCCGACGGACCCUCUCUUCCUCAAGAUCGGCAAGAUGUUCGUCGAGGAGGUGCGAGCGGUCUACGGCAGCAAUCACAUCUACUCCUGCGACACCUUCAACGAGAAUCGGCCGAGGAGCGAGCAUGGAAGCGUCGGGCUAGACUUCCUGUCGCACUCCUCCCGAGCAGUCUUCGAGUCGAUGCGAGCAGCUGACCCCGACGCCGUGUGGCUGAUGCAAGGGUGGCUGUUCAUGAACGACGCCAGGUUCUGGCAGAAGAGGGAGCUCGACGCGUAUCUCAGCGGCGUGCCUGAGGACAGGAUGAUCAUCCUUGACCUCUUCACCGACGUGUUCCCCGUGUGGAAGAGGAGGGACCUGCAGCGGCCGACGCCGAUCGAGAAGAGAAGGUGGGUCUGGAACAUGCUACACUCCUUUGGAGGGAAUUCAGGCAUGUACGGGAGGCUGCAGGUGAUCUCCAAGGACCCGGUGGUUGCCAAGAAAGAGUCCCAGACGAUGGUGGGGGUGGGGAUCACGACUGAGGGUAUCGAGCAGAACCCAGUGGUAUAUGAGAUGAUGGCGGAGAUGCGGUGGAGGGAGCAGGAGGUCGACGUUAUGAGCUGGGUCGAGAAGUGGGCGGACAGGAGGCUCGGGCCGGAGGCUUCGAGGGAGAGGAAGGCCUUGGGGGAAGAGGCUUGGAGGGAGCUCGCUUCCACUGUCUACAGCUGCCCGGGCACGCAGAUGGGGCAGGUGAAGAGCAUGGUGGAGUCGCGGCCGCGGCUAGACUUGGCGUCAGGAUGGAUCCCUAACUCGGACUUCAUGCCCAUCAAGAGGCACUACCCUGAAGAAGCCCUGGUGCGAGCAUGGCUGAAGCUGCUGCGGGCGACGCGAGGAGGAGCCGAUGGCUACACGUGCUCGAGCUCUGCUUCCUUCGACAUAGCCGACGUGACCCGUCAGGUCCUCUCCGACCUCUUCGCCAGGCUCUUCCAGCCCCUCUCCUCCUUCUGCCAGACUCGCCUCGCCGGGUCUGCUGCUGUGCGGAUGCAGACGCUGCUGGGCAUCAUCUCUGACAUGGACAAGAUGGUGGGGACGCAGCCGCGCAUGCUGUUGGGGAAGUGGAUCGAGGACGCGCGAGCGUGGGGGAAGAGCAAGGAGGAGGAGGAGGUGCUGGAGUUCAACGCCAGGAACCUCGUGACGCUGUGGGGGCCGAGGGGAGAGAUCGCCGACUACGCCUCGAAGCAGUGGCAGGGGUUGUUGUCAGACUACUACAUGAGUAGGUGGAAGCUCUUCUUCGAGCACCUGCAGCAGGCGAUCCGGGGGACACGAAUCUUCAGCCAGCAGAGGUUCCAGCAGGAGCUUCUCGUCUUCGAGCAGCAGUGGCAGACGCGGACUUCGUCCUCCUUCCCCUCCUCCCCCGAGGGAAAUGCAGUCGAACUGGCAUGGCAGCUGCACGACAAGUACAUCAAGCUG